CUCCAAAACUAGCCGUCAAUUAGAGCAAGUUAAUUGUUUAACUUCAGUUAAAAUCUAUUUACAACAUAAUUAAUGUAAUUUAGCAUUUAAAAUAGGUUGAUUAUUUAAAAAUUAAGUGCGAUCAAUGUAUAAUGUUUGUUUGCUGUUAUCAACAGCCAUGUUAAUGCUGCUGAAUAACAUCCCUGUUCUCGUGACGUAUGUGAGCCAGACGACUAAUGGAAAAAAGUGUAUCACAUAACUCUGUCGUAGUUGUAUUUUCGUUAAUAAUUAGGACGUAAAUUUGCUAAAUUAGUGGCUCGCAACUGGUUAAAAGCGGUUGCGUAUGCCAAUUAAAUCUGUCAGAGUUCACGAAUAGAUGUACACUGUGUAAAAUCGAUAUACUAGCUGCAUAUAUAUGUGUGUGUGUGCAUAACGACUAAACGACAAUUACGAGGACGCGUUUCGAAAGAAUAUUAUUUUGCGAUGCAUUCGCUUAAUUGGACAUCGCGUCUGAUAUCACGGGCGUUACGCAGUAGCUUCUCAACGCUGCUCGACUCGGCAACGGGUGCCACAACCAAAGGUGCUGCAAAGCCAAACUCUAAUCGAUCUCGACCCCGAUUCGUUUCGGUGGUUUGUGGGUUUGCCAAGGACAAUCUGCGACACAAAUACAAGCCGGGCAAAUACGGCGAAGACUCCUGGUUCAAAGCAUCCACCGAGCAGGCGGAUGUGAUGGGCGUGGCCGAUGGUGUCGGCGGCUGGCGGAGCUACGGCAUCGAUCCGGGCGAGUUCUCAUCGUUUCUGAUGCGCACAUGCGAGCGCCUGGUGCGCUGCACCCACUUCAAUCCGCAACGACCCGUCAACCUGCUUGCCUACAGCUACUGCGAGCUAAUGGAGCAAAAGAAACCCAUUCUGGGCAGCAGCACAGCCUGUGUGCUCAUCCUGAAUCGUGAGACGAGCACGGUGCACACAGCCAACAUUGGCGACAGUGGUUUUAUGGUGGUGCGUGCCGGUGAAAUAGUCCACAAAUCGGAGGAGCAACAGCACUACUUUAACACACCCUUCCAACUAUCGCUGCCCCCGCCCGGCCAUGGGCCAAAUGUGCUCAGCGACAGUCCCGAAUCUGCGGACACAAUGAAUUUUCCCGUCAAAGAGGGUGAUGUCAUACUGAUCGCCACCGAUGGCGUUUUCGAUAAUGUGCCCGAGGAUCUGAUGUUGCAGGUGCUGCGCGACGUUGAGGGCGAAAGGGAUCCCGUCAAGCUACAAAUGACAGCAAAUACUCUGGCACUGAUGGCACGCACUCUGUCCCUCAACAGCGAGUUCCUCUCCCCCUUUGCGAUCAGUGCGCGUCGCAAUAAUAUACAGGCGCGUGGCGGCAAACCGGACGACAUCACCGUUGUCCUUGCCACUGUGGCGAUGUGAGAUGUCGUCGGAGUUGUAGUUGAGUUGAGUUAGUCCGUUAGUAGUUAGUCGUCGGUCCUUAAAAACAACGCUAGUUUGUAACUGUAAUUAAUUGUAGCCCGUACUCGUUUUAGUUAUUUAGGAGUGUGUGUGGUAGUUUUGUCUAUGUUUAAGCAGCAGAGCAUGUUGGGAGAUUUGAGAACACACACAACAAACGACACACUUCAAUUGUUAAUUACAUCCUUCGCCCACUCAUAAAUACUUACAAAUAAAUCAUAUUUAUCCACGUUCUACUAAUCGACGCAUCCUGGUGAGCGACCCAGAACAAAACAAAAAAGAACUAUGCAAAGUCCAAAAACAGCGAAUCAACUAUUAUUAAAGCGCGUGCAAUGCCUUAAGCUACAUAAUAUACAUACAUAUAUAUAAUUAUUAUAUUAUGUAUAAAUAGAUGCGCUUACAAAACGAAAAAAAAAGAGAAAGACAUUAUCAGCCGAAAAGAUCGUUGUCGUCAAUGGCAACGGUUACGAGUUCUAAUCAACAAUUAAAUGCGACACACUAAACACUAGCAGAAACAUACAGACAUUAAAACAUAAAUACAUACAUACUUUAUACGCCCAACACACCCACGAGAAAAACAAAAAUAAUAAUUGUUGUGGAAGUUGAAAUGCAAAACGCUAUGCAAUUAUUGAACUGAGGAUUUUUCCAGGCAACUGUCUGACAAAACUGUUAGUCAAAUGUAUUCACUGAUAUUGCGAUAUAAUAAAAAAAUUAUUCAAUGAAAUUAUAA
This is a messenger RNA of Drosophila grimshawi, 2164 nucleotides long. Its product is annotated as protein phosphatase PTC7 homolog. The coding region runs from base 463 to 1398 and encodes 311 amino acids. Lineage: Eukaryota; Metazoa; Arthropoda; Insecta; Diptera; Drosophilidae. The record is from RefSeq and is a predicted model, not a curated record. The transcript has a single exon.